AUGGGCGAGAUCGUGGUGGUGGUGUCGGGCCUGCGGCUGAUCGUGGUCAACCAGUUCGCCACGACCCCGGACUUCACGUACAUCCUGGGCCGCAUGAUCCUGAUCUCGGCCGUGGAAAUCCAGGUCGGCAUCUUCGCCGCCAACAUGCCGGGCCUCAAGGCCUUCUACAGCAUCUGGCGAAAAGGCGAACUGUCGUCGUCGGGGUCAAGAGGCACGAAGGAGUCCCAGGGCAGUUCCGCCGCCGGUGUGGUCAGCAGCGGUCACACGCACCAGCUCGCCACGCUCUGGAACAAACGUGGCGACAACCACAGGAACAAUAACAACAACAGCAACAAGGGGCUCGUCGGAGAUGACAAGGUCACAUACGACGCCGACGAAGACGCCGACGGGCCCGAGCGUCGCCUCACCAGGCGAGGUCGUCGGCCGACGUAUCCACCGCAGACGGGAAGGGACGAAUCAGCGUAG
This is a messenger RNA of Fonsecaea erecta, 465 nucleotides long. RefSeq lists its product as hypothetical. The record is from RefSeq and is a predicted model, not a curated record. The transcript has a single exon. The coding region runs from base 1 to 465 and encodes 154 amino acids. Lineage: Eukaryota; Fungi; Ascomycota; Eurotiomycetes; Chaetothyriales; Herpotrichiellaceae.